Cherax quadricarinatus is the source of this 14286-nucleotide messenger RNA. The record is from RefSeq and is a predicted model, not a curated record. Lineage: Eukaryota; Metazoa; Arthropoda; Malacostraca; Decapoda; Parastacidae.
GUAUUUUCAUUACAGAUUUAUUUGAAUGGUUGUAAAUGUUGGAUGAGGCAGCAUAAUGUGGAUACACAAACUACCACUACUGUUGCUGCCAUUAUUGUCUCCGACUCAGGCUGCUUCUGCCACAACAACGUUCGUAGAAGGAGGAUGCUACGGUGAUAGUGUAGUGGCGCCCCUGGCGACUGUGUCUGCAGGCAACUAUGACCCUGGUAGUCUCACUCCUGAAGUUUGCCAAGACUUUUGUGGUCGACUUCACUACACUCUUGCUGCCGCUGAUGAGGGCAAAUAUUGUUACUGCUUUCAGAAUUUGGGAACGUUGGUAAAUGCCACGGGACAGUGUUUAGCUACCUGUAGUGAUGGUUCAGUGUGUGGAGGGACAGCUGGUAACCUUACAGUGUGGACGGCAGGUGUUCUAGAUGGCCACCUUAACUUUACACUCACUGGAAAUACUACAGUCUUCCCUGCAAAUACUACCGUGAACCUGACUGUCAAUGCUACUAGCACAUGGGUCACAAACUGGGGUGAUGGGUCACCUUACAUUAUAAACGGCACCAAUCACACCUACACUAUGGCUGGCCACUUUAAAAUUAUUGCUUACCUGGAAUUGCUGCCAGACGUGAAGGAUGGUAUUAUAAUAACUGUGAUUGGAAAGCCCAAUGCCACACUGACGUGUCCUAGUUAUGUUACUGUUGGAGUGCCAACUGUGUGCCAACUCAUCUCCUCGGAUCAAGGUUAUGAUAACGUGAUAAAUGCUUCAUUUACUGAACCAGGAGUACCUAACACUUCGUAUCCUGUCCCAGGUAAAAAGAUCAAAGUAUAUGGAUCAAUAAUGGGUUCCAUAACUCCAGUAACUUCUCACUUUGUGGCCACAACCACCGCUGUUAUGUUCCAUGUUGAUGGUGUCAAAGCUGGUUAUCUAUCCCAGGUCACACUUAUUGCUACUAAAGUAGGAUGGGUCGCUCUCUACGCACUGUUCCCUGGGUGUUCCUCUGGUACCUACUGCUCGGAGACAAGCCAAUGUGACAUAGGUUGUGUACCUGACUACUUCUCUCAGACCUGUGCUAACUACUUCUGUGCUAUAACCACCAAGUGUAAUGGACCUACUUGCACUGCUGUUAUUGUGCAUUAAAUUUAUACCCAUUUGUUUGAUGUGGAUGAUGUUGAGGUUCAUAAAGGUGAGAGACUUGCUGUUGGCUGCCUCAACACUGCUGACUGCUACUCUGCUCCCCUUAAUAUAAGUACAAGAUCAAGACAAGUGGAUGAGCCUCUGGACAUAAUUGUGUCAUACGUGGACGCUACCACUGCCCAGGAAACAGCAAAUAUUACCGACAAAUUGGUCAUAAGUGCAACUGUGAGGGAACAUCAGCUAGUUAACAUGAGCUACAAGGUGGACUGUGCCACAGCUUCAUCUAUUCCUACUGCCCUUGUUCCUACACCUUAUACACAAAAUACUUCUAUGUACUCCCUGAAAGGAACCCACAAUCUGACCUAUGUGAUUACGAGUAAGUUACUGGGGGCAGCAAGUAACUGGACCGGCCAAGCUUCAACAGUAUGUCAGGAACUUGUCAGUGAACCAGACUUAGUUGAUGAAUUUUGGGUUCCACUCUUCUACACAACUCCCUUCCACAUCACCUUUACUAAGGGUGCUCCACUCUUCUCUAGUCUUAACUGGGGCCCUCAAGUUGCAUAUACCUACUUUGCUAAUUCAACAAGCAUGGAUUGGGUAGUGCAACUGACUUAUAAUAAGACUGGAAAUUAUACUCUUCUUGGAAAUGCUUCCAAUGCUCUGAACUGGGUAAAUUACACCAGUUUGAUUCAUGUCGUCCCGGUAGUAGGUAACAAUUGGACAGCAACGCCUCUGUGCCCUUGCCUGGGUGUCAAAGAAGGAUUCAAUAUUUCCAUCAAUCUUACAGCUGCACCCAACCCACCUUUUUCAGCGAGCAUUUAUGCCACAUACAUGAAUGGGUCACUAUUCCCUAACGAGACGAUGGACUUUGGCACAUCUAGCGGUGGUGGUGUUGCUCGUGCUCUGAAUGAAAUCUUUCACACGAUCAUCCUUCAACCAGGCAACUAUACACUCACUUUCUUCCUCAUGAAUGAAGUCUCAAACACCACAUUUAAUACUACAGUGUUAGUGGAGGAUGGCCUAGCAAAUGUUACCUUCGCCACAAGAAUCCUGCUGAAUGGUGUCAUGUCUCCAGGCUUUGGUGAUGAUCAAAACAUCUUCAUGUACAAUACCUCCAUUUAUUUGCUACCAUCUGCACUGAAGGGCAUGUAUUUUUUUAAAAGCAGGAGGAACUUGCCCCUGGGGGGUUUAAAGGUUACAACACUGUCAAGGGGUGGGUUGUUCAAACAACGUGACGAAACAGUCGAAAUGGACUCUCAGGUUUUCGAACUGUCCGACGGGGGCUUUAUCAUUGGCCGUGCAGAGGGAAUAUACCAAGUAAGGGGGCUUGCUGUGGAUCUGAGAUAUUCCUUCAAUGCUGAGCUGCAGGUCGUGAUUGCAAACUUGCCUUGCAAUAUGCCAGAUGUUCAGAUAGUCAAUAAGGCUCCAUUUUUCACCCAGCCGGACAAAAAGGAAAACCAUUCACCCCUGAGAGCAGUGAUUAUGGAUGGGUCAGUGUUCAGUGUGAGCCGUGGCUAUGGUCAGUCCCUGGUUCUCAGUCCUCAAGAACUCUCUGUUGACCCUGAUAACCCAUCUGAUCAGAACUUUACCGUUACAUGGUGGUGUCGGCAAAUAUCCCCGAUAAUGGAAUCAUACCAAGUGAACAGUACUACCGGCAUGACAUUGGUUUACAACUUACAAACAGUGCCCGCUCCAAGAGCUGCACAAAAUCUAACUAAAAGAGGAUGCUUUGGCGUGGGUGCAGGCACUCUGAAGUACAGCUACGGGGACAUGAACUUAAAUACUUCAAGUUUUUACCUGCAUGACGCAACUUAUGAAAUUAUGGUGUGGGUUGUGAAGGAUACGAGAGCGGCGAACGCUUCUGUGCAAGUGGGUGUCACUCUUCAAAUCCCCCCCAGCAUCGUUAUACAGUGUGUGGAUGUAUCAAUUUGCUACCCGUACAACGGCGGCAUCCUUGUAAAUCCAUCUUCCCGAAUGGCACUCGUCGGCACCUGUGUGUCUCAGUGCGGCAAAACACUGGCUCUUCAGUGGACGUACAUGGAUAUGUCUGGGAACCCUGCAAAUGAUACCUGUAAUGCCUGUGACCCAGUUAACAAUCCAGUAUUCCUGACACCGACAACCACAUUCACCAUUGCUGCUACUCCACUAUUCUUUCAAAUCAAUCCGAGCAUAAAUAAGUUCCGAUUCCGACUUACGGGAACAACAGAAACUCAGUCAAGUGGGUUUGCAGAGAUGGUGGUGGUUUUGAACGCUCCUCCAGCAAGUGGGACAUGUACACUGAAUACCCUUAGUCUGCGAGCACUCAUUGAUUCUACAAUGGCAUCUUGUAACAACUGGAAAGACCCAGAAAACCUUGGUAUCCAGUCAUACACCUUUUAUUACCCUUCUGGUAAUACCCAAACAACUAUGGGAUCAUCAGGUUUUAGUUCUUUGAAUUUGAUCUUCCCCGUGGGUAUUUUCAAUGUCUCGUGCACUAUUACUGACAAUUUUGGAAGUUUUACAAAUGUGUUUCUUGGGACUGUGAAUGCCUCAAUGAUUACAAAGGCUCAGUACGAUGCUUAUAAUCCUUCAGCUGUACUUCAAAACUUGGCAUCAAUUGGUGAUCAGACAACGUUAGCGAUGGUUUUAAAUUCACUAGCAUCCAUUAAAUUGAAUGCUGAUUGGCUUUCACUAAAUGACAAUUCCUUUGGUAACUUAACAAGUGCUCAAGCCAGUAAUAGACUUAAUGAAAUAAGUAACAUGAAUACACAAGCACUUGAUUUUGCUGCUGAUACCAUGACUUUUUCUUCAUUAUCUCAACUUAAUGUCGGUGUCAGUGUCUUGAAGUCUGCCUCUUGUGGUGUCUUGACUCAAACAAGAGCAGCUUAUACAAUUGAUAUGAGUUUUAGGAAUAAAAGUCUACAGUUUAUGAAGAAAAUGGAAUUAGCAUUGAUCAACACUACUAUUUAUUCUCCAUACGACUUACAACCAUUUGUGUCCAGCUUCAUGGACUCUGCUGUAUGUCUUCUUAUAAGUAUGAAUGAAGUUAUUGUAAACCCUUCGCUGAGCCCACCUGGAGACUGGGCCAAGGCUCCAUCUCUGGAUUAUGAUACUGGCAUAAAUAAAAAAGAUACAAGCUUUGAGGUUCCAUUAAAUCCAACAGACCAAAUGAGACAGAAUAUAUUAGAAAUAACAAAACAACAAGCAAAGUCUGUGGUUAAGGAUCUGUUUACCUUAGUUGACUCUCUCAGCACAUUUAUCUUAAAUCUCACCGUUGCUGGGGAAACUGUUGAUGAUGAGUCGGAUAGUGGAGCAGGAAUGUAUGUUACUAAGAUCCAAGAACAAAAUUUAUUGGCUGCUGGAAUGGAAAUACGGCCUUCAAGUACUUUGAAUAUUUCGGUGAAUUUCCCUUCUAACUUCUGUGCCUCACACUACAGUGAUAUACUGACAACUUGCACAAACACUGCAGGUUUUACAGCUGUGGUCUGGCCUGUUGUAACUCAUGUUUAUCCACCAAGUAAUGUUUAUUUAUCAAAUCUGACUUCAGUCAUUUCUCUUAGUGUAUUUGCUGAGAGGGAGAAUGUCACUGUUGCAAAUCUAACACGGCCAGUAAUUCUGACAAUUCCUCGAAAAUCUCAAACUAUACCUAUGCCAAUUUUUGUGGAGGGGAACGUUGCUGUUAAUUCCCAUGUACCCUUUGUGUAUCACACUUUCAAUGUAUCCAAUGCUGAUUCUGCUUUCACAGUGGAGAUUAGUCCAAGCGGAGACACGACGCCAGACUUAGUUAUACUAUUAGACUAUGGACGACUGCCAACCCCUGCCAGGUAUGACAUGAUUAUCUCUGUCAAAAAUCUCACUGUUAACGAAAAUGGAACGUAUACAUGGUUUGUAGAUAACAUACAAAACAACAACAGAACUGGGAGACUGUUUCUUGCAGUUGCUAUGCUGAAGGAGGACUCUGUUAUUCCUGAACCUGAAACUAAUGAUACCUUGCAAAAGGAGGAUUUUGAAAACUUUGAUAUUAAUUAUGAUCUACGUGUGACAACAUCAGGCUGUUACUUCUAUAAUGAAACAAGUGAUAUGUGGUCAGCCUCUGGUUUGAAAUGUUUGUCGGCUAAUACUACACAUGUAGUUUGUGAAGCAUACCAUCUUACCCCGUUUGGGUCAGGAUACUUACCUACUCCAAACACAAUCAACUUUGAGUACAUCUUUGCACAAGCAGGCUUUAUUAACAAUCUAAUCAUCUAUGUAGUAAUCAUAAUUACUUUUGUUUUUUAUAUAAUAAUGAUGAUAUGGGCUCGUUUUAUGGACAAAAAAGAUGUACAAUAUCGAGGUGUUACUGCCCUGGGUGAUAAUAGUGUUGAAGAUAAAUAUUUAUAUGAAAUAACUUUCACCACUGGUGCUGACAAAGAAGCAGGAACAGAUUCAAAUAUCCAGUUUAUUCUCUCAGGAGAAUACAGUGAAACAGAUGUGAGACAUCUGCCACCAUCAGACAACAGACGUUAUCGUCGUUACAGCGUCGAUGCUUUUGUGAUGAGUACACAUGGUCCCCUUGGAGAUAUUUGUUACCUGCGUAUUUGGCAUGACAACAGUGGCAAAUCACCACAUGACAGCUGGCAGCUACAAACAGUAGUGAUUCGUGAUCUUCAGACUCGAGAUAAGUUUGUAUUUAAAGUGAACUCCUGGCUCAGUCUUGAUAGAGGUGAAAACAAGCUUGACAUAUUACUGAAGCCAUCUGACAUUGACACUAACGAAGAAUUUUCCACAGAGUUUUACAACCGAGGACACAGAACUGCAAAUGAAGAUCACAUGUGGCUGUCAAUAUUCUUGCGACCAACAGGCUCUCGGUUCAGCAGGAAAGAGCGUGUUUCUGUUGUUAUGUUGUAUCUCUACCUAUCAAUGUUGCUCAAUGCUUUUUGUUACCAGAGACUUCCUGAUUCACCUCGCUCAGGCGUGUUUGAAUUUAGUGCCUUGACAAUAUCUUUACAACAGACUGUUAUUGGUAUUGUCGCUGGUACUCUAGUUUAUCCUGUAACUCUUCUAUUAGGAUUUAUUUUCAAGAGAGCAAGACCUCUAAGGCUAAAGAAGUGCCGGGCUCUAGAAGCUUUAGCCAAGCAACGGAGAGACCAGCAGAAUGCCACUGAGACACAAAUUGACACAGGUGAGAUUCUGAACGAAUACGACGUAAUGUCCUUGCAGUCAUCAAAUAACCGCAGCAAAGAUGCGAGUCCCGUGACAUGCAUUCCUUGUUGGCUGCGGUGGUUAGCUUGGCUUCUCAUAUUAGGUGGCUUAGGCAUCUCUGUAUUUUUCGUGUGGUCAUAUGCAAUCAUGUGGGGAGAAAUCAAGACAGUCAAAUGGUUCUCCUCAUUUAUCACCUCUUUCUUCAUAUCCCUUCUUGUCACUCAGUGGUUAAAAGUAGCUUUUGUGUCAACACUUGGAGCACUUUGCUGCAAGAGUGCAAACACCUUAACCGAGGAUAUUGACUGUGAUGAGGAACUGCCGGAGCUUAACUACGAUGAAGAGUGGAAAAAUGUUAGUCCCAUGGAUCCCUCCAUCAAACGCAAGGCACUUAACAUCGGAGGAGUGAACUCCAGUGAACCGGAAGUUGUUUCCCUAACCACUCGUCUCACCAAGAAGAGAGAGAUGAACGAGGUGGUUCGAGACAUUGGCAUAUAUUGUUUGUUCUUAGUGGUGCUCUAUGUUCUUGUCAAUGGACCUACUGACCGUUAUGCUUUCCUCCAGCAAAAUUCAUUGGUGAAGUCCUUCAUCAGAACUGGGAAUAAAACGUUUGAUUUCAGUAAAAAGAUUACAACAACUGACAAAUAUUGGCACUGGGUACAAAGUGUGUUAUUACAGAAUCUUCGUGCCCAGCGAUGGUAUAAUGAUGAUCCUCCAUAUGGUCUCAGAGGAUUUCUAGAUGACCGAGUUAAUAGGAUUAUUGGUUAUGCAAUAAUUCGCCAAAUAAGAAGUGACCCACGAACAUGUCGAGUUGCCUAUAGCAUGAGAAACGUUGUGAGAAAUUGCUCAGGAAGUCGAGCAUAUGGCACUGAGGACACUAGAAAUUUCUGUAAUGGGUGGUCAGUAGAGGAAAAGGUUCCAGGUAAAUGCAAAUAUGAUCAGUUCCGUUAUAAGACAGAAACAGAGCUGCAGACGUAUUCCACAAGGGGCUUGCUGGGUACCUAUGGUGGUGGUGGCUAUGUAAUACAGUUGGACAAUCUUGAAACAGAAGACGUAGUACAACUGCAGACUAUGCAAGGUUUGGGGUGGAUUGAUAAGUACACUCGUGCAGUGAUGCUGGAAUUUUCAACCUAUAAUGUAAAUGUAAACCUCUUUACUAUAUGCAGAAUUGUUGCAGAGUUUAAUGAAGGUGGAGGUGUAUACACUUCAUGGAGAUUUGACCCUAUUCAGCUCCUGUCAACUGGGGGAAGUUUUGAAUUUAUCUUGUCCGUCUGUCAAAUAAUUUUUGUUGUUACUACAGUCAUGUCUACUUUAUGGGAACUCUGGAAGAUAAAAAAAAUGAAAUGUGAAUAUUUUGCAUCAUAUUGGCAUAUUGCUGAGAUUUGCAUUAUUUUAACAUCCUAUGCUACAAUUGCUAUUUAUAUUUACCAAUAUUUUUUGAUCAGAGAUGCAUUGGCAAUAUUUAAUAGCACAUUUGGCAAUGGCUAUGUCAGGAUGGAUGCAGCAGCACUCUACAGUCAAGUAUAUCUCUACUCACUGGCUAUCAUAGUAUUUUUCUCUACUCUGAAACUCAUCAAAUUGCUGCAGUUCAACAAGAGGAUAAACAUACUGGCCCUCACCCUUGAGAGUUGUUGGAGUGAGCUUGCCACUUUCUUUGUAGCAUUUGGUAUUGUUUUCUUUGCUUUCUGCUGCUUGUUCUUCCUCAUAUUCACGAGAGGUCUAGAAGAUUACUCCAGGUUCAUUGUUGCGGUUCAAUCCACUUUCGGAAUGCUGUUAGGCAAGUUAGAUCUUUCAGCGAUGGUUCAAGUCAGUCCCAUUGCCCCUGUAUUAUACUUUGUUUUUGCUGUUGUAAACACUAUAGUGAUGAUUAACAUAAUGCUUACCAUCAUUUUGGUGACUUUCACUCUAACUAAAUGGGAUUUGGAAUCACAAGAAAAUAAGUACGACAUUAUUAACUUUGUAUGGUCAAGAGUACGUCAGAAUCUGAGGCUAGAAAGAGAACCAGAUGCCAGUGUAGUCCCUGAUGUACAAGAUGAGUUGCAGAACAGUGCCACCUCAGAUGAUUCUAGUACAGAAGAACUUCCAGAUAAGGUGAGUCAGUUGAUGAAAUACAUCAGUGAUGUAUAUUUUGAUGGGCAACUUAACCUCAAUGACCCAGAAGCUGUGAAGCAGAUUGUUCAAGGCAGAUUACCUUCAGACUCCUUGCAGUCAUACACAAGGAAGUUCCAAAAUGCAGGACAAAAAUCUGUUCCCUCUAGUGACUAAUGGUUAUAUUUUACAAAAGGUUGUGACAUGAACUAUAUUUUCAGUUGACUGACAUUAAUAUAUCACAAUACUACAGCUGGAACCAAUUAGAAAUUAAAAUUGGACAUUUUGGUAUAUCUGAACCAUAAUGAAAUUACUUAGAGAUAUGAAUAAUUAGUAUACAUAUGUUCAUGAGUCAUAUAAUGCUAAGGGAAUGAAUAGCUUUGAUCUGAAGGGGACGGUAGCUCUAAUUCUUUGGAUCAAGAUUAUUAUUAUUAUUAUUAUAAUAAAAAAGAAGUGCUAAGCCACAAGGGCUAUACAGCUUUGGAUCAAGAGCCUUUCAUACAUUUCAAAGCACUCUCCUCAUUGUUGUUAUUUUUUUUUUUUUUUUUUUUUUUUUUUUAUCACACUGGCCGAUUCCCACCAAGGCAGGGUGGCCCGAAAAAGAAAAACUUUCACCAUCAUUCACUCCAUCACUGUCUUGCCAGAAGGGUGCUUUACACUACAGUUUUUAAACUGCAACAUUAACACCCCUCCUUCAGAGUGCAGGCACUGUACUUCCCAUCUCCAGGACUCAAGUCCGGCCUGCCGGUUUCCCUGAAUCCCUUCAUAAAUGUUACUUUGCUCACACUCCAACAGCACGUCAAGUAUUAAAAACCAUUUGUCUCCAUUCACUCCUAUCAAACACGCUCACGCAUGCCUGCUGGAAGUCCAAGCCCCUCGCACACAAAACCUCCUUUACCCCCUCCCUCCAACCCUUCCUAGGCCGACCCCUACCCCGCCUUCCUUCCACUACAGACUGAUACACUCUUGAAGUUAUUCUGUUUCGCUCCAUUCUCUCUACAUGUCCGAACCACCUCAACAACCCUUCCUCAGCCCUCUGGACAACAGUUUUGGUAAUCCCGCACCUCCUCCUAACUUCCAAACUACGAAUUCUCUGCAUUAUAUUCACACCACACAUUGCUCUCAGACAUGACAUCUCCACUGCCUCCAGCCUUCUCCUCGCUGCAACAUUCAUCACCCAUGCUUCACACCCAUAUAAGAGCGUUGGUAAAACUAUACUCUCAUACAUUCCCCUCUUUGCCUCCAAGGACAAAGUUCUCUGUCUCUGUAUUAUUAUUAUUAUUAUUAUUAUUAUUGAACUAACUUCACAAAAAAACACUAAAUUCUUGUGUACUGAAGGUUAGAGCCUUUAACGAUGCUUGUUUGUGUGUUUAUCAUAAUACAUCGGCAAAAUGCCUUAAUCUUCAGAAUACAAAACUUGACAAGAAUAUAUACAUCAAGAAAUGUAUUUCUCUUAGCCUAUAUAUGCAGAGAUUACUUGAUUCUUAUUUUAGGGAUUAAAAUAUUCUUGCCUAGUAGUGAAACAGUUGUGUGUGCAGUAGCUGAUAGUCUUUAAACCCCCAUUAACCAACCUAACUUAACUUGACCAUGACCUUUACAGUCUUAAUGUCAAGGUCCCCUGACCUUUCUUUUAAGUUCCUUCUCAGUUAUUUAAUAUUAUUACUAUGAAAACUAAGCUGUGAACUGACAAGGAUCAUACAAAUCCUCGCAAUUAUUAUAAUCAUGACAAAGUGCUAAACCCUUAAGGGUCAUACAGCUUUGCUACAGCUGCUCAAUUGUGGCUUGAUAAGUCCAUAUUGAUACAAAACUAGUUGAGUUUCACUUUAAAUUUAAGUUCUUGUUUUUGCUUAACAUGUUUGAAGAGUAUCAGAAUAUAGCGUUAUAAUUAUGGGGAAGCACUAAACCCAUAAGGGUCAUGUAGUGACUAGGGAACAAGAGGUAAUCAGGAUUUAUCUUCAAGGUUAUCUCUGUCACCAUUAAAGUAUGUAUUUCUAAUGUACCUCAUUGGUGUGGCUUCUAAUUAUCAUCCCUUCAUUAGAGGUACAGUACCUUGAUACAAGCAGAAGGUUCUUGAACCAAGGGAUAUCAAUUAUCUUCAUCCCUGAAUUGACCCUUAGGUGCUCUAUGACCCAUACAGUUUUAUUGCUUCCUCAUGAAUUAAUAGUAAUUCUUAAGAUACUGUGGAACCCGGAUUUCGUCCGGUGUGGAUAUUGUACAAUUCGGAUUUCGACCAAUUUUUGGGGUGAAAUUUUACCCUUGGUUUCAUACCUCUGCUCAGAAAUUGUCUGUAUCAGACGCGUCUGCCUGCCUGGGACACAGCCGCUCACACGUAUGUGACUCAGUCUACCUCUGUCACUUGUUCAGUGAGCAAUACUCUGUGCAUUCAUUGGAAACAUUGGUGGUAGAGGGUGGUAGUGGUUGUGAUGGUGGUAGAGUGUGGUUGUGAUGGUGGUAUUGAAGGCAAACAAUCGAAGAUGUUGAGAAGUUGUUGUUGGUGUGGAUCAACGAAAAACAGUUAGCGGGAGAUAGUGUUGUGGAGGCAAUAAUUUGCGAAAAGUUAUGGCAGUUGCAUGUACAUCUCUUAAAGAAUAUGCCAACAAGAGUCUUCAAUAAAGGUAAAAGUGAUUUAAAUGUUUAUUUAUCCAUUAAAAUUAGUGCUUUAUAUUUAUUUCUCAUUAUUUUCUGUAUGUAAAACUAUAGUUAUUGUCUAUAAAAUGUACUUUUUGUUAAUAUUUUUGGGUGUCUGGAAUGGAUUAAUUGGAUUUACAUUAUUUCUCAUGGGAAAUAUGCCUUCGGUUUUCGUCCAUUUUGGAUUUCGACCAACCUUCUGGAACGGAUUAACCCUUUGACUGUUGAGACCCCAAAUCCUGAAAUGUGUCUGUCACAAAAUAUUAAAAAAAAAAAAUUCUUAUGAAAUAAUACAGAAUCUUUUCCCGGUGGUAAUGACACCAAAAGUACAAAAUUUGACGGAAAACUUAUGGAAUUACACUCUCGCGAAGUUAGCAAUCUCAGGGAUAUGUUUGCAUCAGCAAUUUUGCCAACUUUGUGCCCCAUUUUUGGCCAGUUCCAUUGUUCCAGUUGACCAAACUCAUAGCUAUUUCUUUAGAACUCCAGUUGUUCUAUCAAUUUAGUACAAGAAACUGCCCAUUUACUGAUUUCAACUACCCAAUAAAGUAGUCAGAAUUUGGCAAUUUGGCCAAUUUCACACAAAUUAAAAAAAAAGCCAAUUUCAAAAUAGGGUCCAGAAUAAACAAUGCAGACAUUUCUGGCACUAAAAUAACAUUUUCUCUGUUCAUUAGUCACAUCUCCAGGCCCCUCUUAUAUUACUCUUGCUUUCUAUUUUGAAUUUUUAGUCACACAAAAAUAGAAGCUUUACUGUUAUGCAGACCACUGCAUUAUUGUAAUAAUUGUAUAAAUAAUGUCAACCCAUUCGUGACUGCAUAUUAGACCAGCCAGUUGGACACGUAUUGGACAGUGACAUCAUUUGUUUACUCUUGAACAUCAGCAAAGAUCGAACAUUUCCGCUGCUUUGAACUCAAUUUCACGGCCCUUUUCAUCUUGAAACCAAUCAAAAUCAUCUCUGUUUCUGUAAUAUAUCUUCAAUUCUUUCAAAUGAGACCACCCGGCAGGGUGGAAACAUAUCAACAUGUUUCCUUACACCUGUUGUUAUGUUCACCUAGCAGCAAAUAGGUACCUGGGUGUUAGGCAACUGGUGUGGGUCGCAUCCUGGGGGACAAGAUUGAGGACCCCAAUGGAAAUAAGUUAGUCCUCGAUGAUGCACUGACUGACUUGGGUUAUCCUGGGUGGCUAACCCUCCUGGGUUAAAAAUCCGAAGAAAAUCUUGUCUAUCUUAAGAAAACAAAAAUACAACCAUAAAUACUAUCCGAAAAUACACCUCAAAGUCGGCGUUUUAAUCCAAAAACACGGUCGGAGUUUUUUUCCUCAUUGUGCACUGCAGGGGGGGGGGGGAGGAUUUUUUUUUAUACUGCACACACUGACCACAAAGACCUAUUCUCUCACAUGUGGGCCUACCGGCUUUCUCCCGCUUGAUUUGAAACCACUAGAAUUUUGGCGUGUUAAUACAUCAAAAACACUGGCCCGUAAGACGUAUAUGUAUGUAUACAACACCGACAGUCAAAGGCUUAAGGACGAAAACCAGGGUUCCACUGUAUGUACAUGUAUUUACUUGUACACACUCAAACUCACGACACACAAGUAUGCAUGCGUACAUACAGUGGACCCUUGGUUGUCAGACAGAAUAGUUGUCAAGCAAAGCAGUUCGAUUUGGUUUUCGUACAUGGUCUUGGUUGUCGACCAACAAUGCUUGGAUCACAUAAUCGGAGUCCACAGUAUGGGGUCUCAGCCAGUAUAGCGACUAAUGCGCUUGCUGUAAACAUCUCGUGAGCUCUUGGUGUUCAUCUUGUGAAGGUAAUGAAACCAAAAGUACUAAAUUUGAGGGAUAACUUACAGGAUUACGCUAUCACGAGAUUAGCGGUAUCGGCAAUAUUUACACAUUGGCACUUUCACCCCACUUUGAGUAUUAUUUUGGGCCAGUUUCAUUGUUCCAGUCAAUCAAACUCAUAGCUAUUUUGCUAGAACUCUUAUUUAUUCUGUCGACUGAGUACAAGAAACUGCCCAUUUACCUAUUUCAACUACCCAAUAAAGUGAUAUGAAAUUACUAAUUUGGCCAAUUUCACAUACAAUUCAAGAAAGGCUUAAUUUCAGAAUAGGGUCCAGCAUAAAUAGUGCAGACAUUCCUGGCACUAAAAUAACGUAUUAUCUGUUUAUUAAUCACGUCUUCAGGCCCCUCUUGUAUUCUGCUUGCUUUUCAUUUUAAAUUUUUAUUCACAAAAAAAGAUUUACUGUUAUUCAGACUAUUGCAUAACCGUAAUAAUCAUAUAAACAAUCAGUGCACUUGCGAAUGCAUAAUAGACCCACCAGUUGACGUAUAUUGAACACGUGACGUGAUUUGUUUACUCUUGAACAUUGGCAAAAAUCAAACAUUUCCACUAAUUUGAGCUCAAUUUCAAGCUAUUUUUGGUCUUUAAACCAUUGAAAAUCAUCCCUAUUUCUGUAAUACAUCUUCCAUUCUGUCAAAUGAGACCAAGAAAUCGAGAAUACGUACAACCAUAAAUACCAUACAAAAAUACACUGCAAAGUUCCCAUUUUAAACCAGUUUUUUCUCAUGCACUGCAGGCUGCAUUUUUUUUUUUUAUACUGCACACACUGACCAUGCAGACCCAUUCUCUCGCAUGUAGGCAUACCAGCUCUGAUAUUUCUCCUGUUUUGAACUGGGCUAUCAGCACUGAGCAAUAUUCUAAAUGAGGCAGCACUAGCAAUUUGAAGUGUCACCAUUGGCAUUAUUUCCCUUGUUUUGAAAGUUCUCAAUACCCACCCUGUCAUCUUCCUGACUGUCAUGAUCUUUGUCUUGUUAUGGUCUUUAAAAGAAAGGUCAACUGACAUAAUUAUUCCUAGGUCUUUUAUGUGUUCCUUACAUUCUAUUUGGUGACCUUCUUGUUCUGUAUAUAGUGUCCCUUUUGAGUUUCUUCAUUCUUUCCAUACCUAAGCAGCUGAAGCUUAUUGAAUGUCAUGUUGUUCUCCACUGCCCACUGGAAAACCCUUCUUAUGUCUUGCAUACAUAUAUGCAAAUAUUCAUACAUAAAUGCACAUAUGCACACACACAUUUAAAUUUCUUAGCUAGCAGCAGUGCAAUUGAUUGUUAUUUAGAGGAUGGGCUUAAGAGUGAAGGACCAAUAUCAUUAUUAUAACCAGGUUGUUAAGUACCAACAAUUUUAGUCAUUAGAAGCCCUCACAUAUUGUGCCUUAUUACAUAUGUGCAACAUUGUUAUUGUAACAGAAGUACAUUAUAAUCAAGACUAAGCACUAAACCCACCAGGGUCAUACAGUGCUGAAUAGAA